Molecule: messenger RNA, 1422 nt
Organism: Didymodactylos carnosus
Lineage: Eukaryota; Metazoa; Rotifera; Eurotatoria; Philodinida; Philodinidae
Source: the annotation of a GenBank genome assembly
AUGAAUCGUUAUCUCUGCAAUGGUACUUUAUCUGACUCCUUCGUGAAUUUCACAACAUAUGUUAUUAACACAAAAUUAGCAUUAGGAUCCAUUUAUAUUUUACCUAUAAUAUCGUUGAUCGGCAAUUCAUUAACCAUUAUCGUUCUUCAUUCAAAUCAUCAAUUGAAUCGUUCAUCGUUUGCUAUUUAUGUCAAAACAUUGGCUGUAUCAGAUACACUCGUUUUAUUUUAUAAAUUAUUCUCUUAUGAAAAUAAACAACGACAAAAUCCAAUUCACUUUUUAUGCACUGCAUUUCAAUUUUUAACUGAUUCAACCGUUAUUGUAUCUGUGUGGACAAUUGUUUUAAUUACAAUUGAACGAACAUUAAUUAUUCUAUUUCCGCUUCAUAUUAAAAAAAUUAUUAGUGGUUAUCGUGCAAGAGUAUUAGUCAUCCUAACAAUAAUUGUAGUUCUUAUAUCCUCAUCAAGAUUGUUAUUUAUAAAAAUGGAUAAAAAUAUAAACACACGUUGUCAACCUCGUCAAGAUUGGAGUCAAUAUGCUCAACUAAAUUCAACAAUAACAGAGUUUCUUUAUAUGUAUAUUCCAUUAUUGGUUAUUAUUAUUGGAAAUUGUCUGUCAUUUUGGACACUGAGACGUGCUUUGAAUGAUCGACAUAUGAUGCUAACAUCUCAUACGUAUAAACAUAAAAGAAUGGAUACAAAUGAAAAGCAAUUGAUUAUUAUGCUGUUUGUUGUCACUUUAAUGUUUAUCUUCUAUUUCAUUCCAUUUACACUGAUGCGAAUCAUACCUCGCACAGGAUUUGCCGGCAAAUGUUUCACAUCGAAUACUUUUUCGGUAUAUUUAUUAAUGCGAACGGAAUUUUGUAGCGCUGCACAUAUAGAUUCUAAUCUAACGGUACCAGCGCAUGAAAGUGUUUCGCUAAAAAAUGAAGAAAAUGCCCAGAAAAGUACGGAAACAAAAUUUCGUCUUCGUUUAUUAAUCUAUUUACAUUUUUUACUUGGAUUUAUUAUUAUUAGUCAAUUAAUUUUAUAUCAUACACAAUUAUUAUCGACAUCUACCUCGUCUCAUUCAAUUCCGAAACCACAUCUUUGGGAAUAUAUAUGGCUUAUAAGUUUAUUAGCAUCAUUAUGUGGACUUUUAUCGUUACACCGAAAUAAUUUAUUCUUACUCAAAUUAUUUUUUCGUGGUACCGUUAUUUUUGGUCUUGGAACAAUUAUGUCAACGAUAAUUAUUAAUUUAUCUGAUUUAUUUUCAUAUCGAACAGUAGGAGCAACAUCUGAAAUUAAAAAAACAUUUUAUGGUGUUCCAUUGUUAAUUCUAUGGUAUAUAUUCUUAAUAAUAACUGUUCAAAUACAUGCGUUUACAUUAUAUAUGGCAAAUAUAUUAUUGAACACUUGGCAAUCAAAUAAACGACAAAAUUAA